Messenger RNA from Ectocarpus siliculosus, 855 nucleotides. The record is from the annotation of a GenBank genome assembly. Lineage: Eukaryota; Phaeophyceae; Ectocarpales; Ectocarpaceae.
AUGUUCAACGCCUCGUCCGACUUUCAGCAUGUACAGGUGGUUGAAACGGCGCCUUUCGGGAAGACUCUGGUCCUCGACGGGAAGACGCAGUCCGCGCAGCUGGACGAGUUCAUCUACCAUGAGACGCUGGUGCACCCGGCCAUGCUGGCGCAUCCCAACCCAAAGCGGGUUUACAUCGGGGGGGGAGGAGAGCUGGCCACGGCGCGAGAAGUGUUGCGGCACAAGUCGGUGGAGAAGUGCGUUAUGGUCGACUUGGACAAGUUGGUGGUGGAUACCUCGAGGGAUGUGUUGCCGGAGUGGGGGGCGGGGGUGCUCGACGACCCACGUCUGGAGCUCCACUAUACCGACGCACACGCCUUCCUCCGCGAGAGCGAGGACAUGUAUGACGUCAUCAUCAUGGACAUCGCCGACCCUAUCGAAGCUGGCCCGGGGUACAUCCUAUACACGCAGGAGUUCUACAAGUUCGCAACGACGAGGCUUUCUCCAGGGGGGGUGCUGGUCACCCAGUCCGGUGCUGCCGCGGUGCACCUGAAGGACGAGUGCUUCACCGUCAUCCACAAGACACUCAAGUCCGUCUUCCAGCACGUGUCCAUGUCGGUUGCCGACGUGCCGUCGUUUGGCUGCUGCUGGGGCUUCAACCUUGCCUCGGACUCGAGCACGUUCAAUACAGAGGAGUACCGCCGGAAGGAGGUGGCUGCGACGGACUCGGACAUCGAGGCAAGGAUUACAGGGACCCUGCGGUUCUACGACGGAGUCACCCACGGCGGACUUUUCGGGGUCCCCAAGUGGCUCCGGGCGGCGGUAGAGGAGGAGGAACGCAUCAUGACCAUCGAUUCCCCUGUUUUCAUGUACUGA